AGGGCUCGUCUUUCACAAGAGGCGUUGCUCUUCGUCUGUAGCGCUUCUCUGCGAGCAAAACACAAAUUUCCGCUUCCUGCAACGGUAAACAAGUAGAGCAACUUAAGAGUUUGACGGUGAACGGCGGGUGCGACUGUCUCGAUCAGCAGAACCGAGCCUCGGUCCUCGUGGACGGAUGAUUGAGCUGCAGUAGAGGAUCGGUGCUCCGACAAACCGUUUUAUUCGGGUUUUCUUCAUUGUUUCCAAACAUAAGGUUCCUCCAGUAUGUCGGAUCGGGGAGGGCUCCCGAGGACUGGAGGCGUACCGUCUCCGCAGCCCUCCAAACCGGUGGCGAUCACCUCCAAUCGGCCGGUGCACAUGAAUCUGUACGCCACCUGGGAAGUGGACCGAUCGUCCCCGAGCUGCGUGCCGAGGCUCUUCAAUCUGACUCUGAAGAAGCUGGUGAUGCUGAAGGAGCUGGAUAAAGAUCUGACGUCUGUGGUCAUCGCUGUCAAACUGCAGGGCUCGAAGCGAAUCCUCCGUUCCAAUGAGAUCGUGUUGCCAUCGAGCGGUCAAACAGAGACAGACCUGCAGCUGACCUUCUCCUUACAGUACCCACACUUCCUGAAACGAGACGCCAACAAGCUGCAGAUCAUGCUGCAGAGGAGGAAGAGGUACAAGAACAGGACCAUCCUGGGCUACAAGACGCUGGCGCUCGGCCUGAUCAACAUGGCCGAGGUGAUGCAGCACCCCACGGAGGGCGCUCAGGUGCUGGGUCUGCACAGUCAGCUGAAGGAGGUGUCCGUCCCGGUGGCUGAGAUCCGGGUCUAUUCUCUGUCCAGUCAGCCCAUCGACCACGAGGGACCUAAAGCCAAGAUGAACGAUCGUUCUCCAGACAUUGAUAACUACUCUGAGGAAGAGGAAGAGAGCUACUCGUCUGAGCAGGAGGGCAGCGACGACCCCGUUCACCCUGUCCAUUAUCUCGAUGAUGAAGAGGACGAGGUGAGGAAGAAGAAACCCAGACGCAAACUUACUUCCAACGCCUCCAUUACUAGACAACCGAACAUCAAGCAGAAGUUUGUGGCUCUGCUGAAGAGGUUUAAGGUGUCAGAUGAGGUGGGUUUCGGGCUGGAGCACGUGUCCCGGGAGCAGAUCCAGGAGGUGGAGGAGGAUCUGGACGAGCUCUAUGACAGUCUGGAGAUGUACAACCCCAGCGACAGUGGACCGGAGAUGGAGGAGAACGAUAGCAUCCUCAGCACUCCCAAACCCAAGCUCAGGCCGUUCUUCGAGGGAAUGUCCCAGUCGAGCUCUCAGACGGAGAUCGGGAGCUUGAACAGUAAAGGCAGUCUGAACCGAGAGCCCUUCAGCCCCAGUGAUCAGCCGGCGUCAGAUAAGCUCAGACACUCUCGGAGCCGAACCCUGGACGAGCCUCUGUCUGAGACCGACACACUGGAACUGACCGAUCAGGAGUUGUUCAGUGAUGUCGGACCGUCUAUAACAGUGUCUGUGGCUGAAAAACCACGAACACCCUUAAAAACCAGCAAGAACGAGCUUCAGUCCUUGCCGUCACCCAGAUUGGACGGAGGACAAACACCCCGUAAGCGCUGCACUCCUGUGAAAGAGCGUCAGCUCUCCAAACCGCUGAGCGAACGAGCCAACAGCUCCGACAGCGAGAGAUCUCCUGAGCUCGGACACAGCACACAGGUCCUCAGGAAGGCUGUCUAUGAUCAGUUGAAUCAGAUCCUGUUUUCUGAUGCUGCUCUUCCUGAAAGUCUCAUCUUGAUCAAUGGCACAGACUGGCAAGGACAGUAUGUUGCGGAGCAGCUUCAGCUUCAGAAGCAUCCUGUGGUCUGUACGUGUUCUGGAGCAGAGAUCCAGGCCGUUCUCUCGGCGCUGCUCACUCGGAUACAGAAAUUCUGUAACUGUAACUCGUCGAUGCCGCGGCCGGUGAAGGUGGCGGUAGUCGGAGGUCAGAGUUAUCUGGGAUCAGUACUGCAGUUCUUCGUCACUCAGCUGGCCAACAAGACGUCUGAUUGGCUCAAUCACCUCCGCUUCCUGGUGGUGCCUCUGGGUUCUCAUCCUGUUGCUAAGCACCUGGGUGCCCUUGACAACCGUUACAGCGCAGCCUUCCUGGACGGAGCCUGGAGAGACACAUUCAACCGAUCAGAGCCACCGCAGACAGGUACACACACACGCGCGCACACACACACACACACACACAUUCACACCACACACACUGAUCCAUUCCGAAGCUGUGUAACCCAUCAGCUGGUGUGUGUUGUAGAUGCGGUGGACGUGGCUGCGCGUGUGUCUCAGUACAUCAGCGGAGCGGCUCUCACACACCAGCUGCCCAUCGCUGAGGCCAUGCUGACCUGCAAACACAGAACGAGAGAUGAAGAUUCCUACCAGAAAUUCAUUCCCUUCAUCGGGGUGGUGAAGGUGGGUUUGAUUGAGCCGGGCCAAUCAUCAGCAGUUGACCCUGAAGAGGGCGUGGCUGUUAGUUUAGCCGUCCCCUCCACGUCUCCGCCCUCUCACGGCUCACCCAGCAGUCUGAAGGAGAUGGCCACGCCCCCCUCGUCUCCGUCCAUGGGCGGAGGUUUGGCUGUGCAGGGGAGUCCCAGCAUGCCUCACGGCGGGGACGCCAUCGGUCUGCAGGUGGAUUACUGGCUGGCGUCUCUGGCGGAGAAGCGGCGCGAGGGCGAGAGGAAAGAUGCCAGCAAUAAGAACACCCUGAAGAGCGCCUUCUGGUCACUGCAGGUCAGCCGUCUGCCAGGAGGAGGAGCCAGCGAGCCACAGGCGCCGCUCAACACUAUGGCCAUGACCGUGGUCACCAAAGAGAAGAACAAGAAAGUUCCCACUAUUUUCCUGGGGAAGAAGCCUAAAGAGCGGGAGAUGGACUCCAAGAGUCAGGUGAUCGAGGGCAUCAGUCGGCUCAUCUGCUCCGCCAAACAGCAGCAGACCAUCCUGAAAGUCUCCAUUGACGGAUGCGAGUGGAACGACGUGAAGUUCUUCCAGCUAGCCGCUCAGUGGCCGACUCACGUCAAGUACCUUCCGGUGGGACUGUUCGGCUACAGCAAACCGCCCUCCUAGGACGGCCCACUUUCUUAACCCCGCCUCUUCAACCUGCAGCCUACAUCCCAUUGCACACCGUUGAAGAACGCUGGCCAAUCACAGCUGAGAUGAGACCGUCUCUGGUGGGUGUGUAGGUGGAGUUGAAGACGUUCGAUUCGGCGGCUUCGCUAGACUUUUAUCAGCGCUAGUCACUUUUAUUUAUUAAAGGCCCCAGAGCCACACAUGGGGGCCAAGCACAAAAUUGAGAGACACCACCAGGUGAUGACGAUUUAACAGCAUGCACCGCUUCAAUCACACUGGACACCCCUAAAUAUAUCCCUUGAUGUACCUGACCUCUUUCAUCAUCAGCAUCUAUCGAUACGUGCAGUUUAAGUCUUGCUCAAAUCUACCAUGGUAACUGCUUUUUGGAAUCUUUCUGUUGCUUAGUAACUAUGGAAUUUUGGCAGAAACUGUGGUUGCCAUGGUAGAUGUUUGUAAACAGAGAUUCAAACAUGAAAAAAGCACCAAUGAAUAUUCCAAAACUAGCAAAGUCCCUGCCUUUAUUAAGGGGGUGGAGUUAAAUGCCAGUUUUUACAUUGGAGGCGGGGCUACAAGGUGCCCACUAGCCAACUGACGAGAUUUCCUAAAAAUCAUCUUUUGCAUAGUUUUAUUCUUCCAGGCGACCAAAUCUGAAACUGCGUUGUUGCAUGUCUUAAACUACAUCACCCAUAAUGCACUGGCAAAGUUAACAUCCAGUCUACAUAUACAGAAGGUUAUUGGUUCACAUUGGUUAAUCUCUGUUAACUAGAAUAUACUAAUUCAAUUUAGUUUUAGAUUUAUUUUUAAACACUUUUAUGUCAGUUAUCAUUUUUAUUUUUUUAAGUGACCUUUUAGCUUAAACAUGUAGCUCAUCUACAGGUUUUAUUUCUUUCCAUAAAACAACACCAAAGAUCUCUGGCCGAUCAGAAUGUAAACGUUACGGGACAGAACGAGUCAGUCAUCUUUAUAACCUGGGCAAAGGCAAUGAUUUCAAGGUGGAACAAGGCCUGACGUAGAGGCUGGGCGAGCGUGGAGGUGAAGAUGACACCGAAUAAUCCAGCAGAAUUAGGGAAGAUUUAGUUUUAGAGCUUUUCUUUUUGUUUCUUGUGUGCAUCUUUACAGCUGGAAGCUGGUUUGCAAGGGUUUCAUCGGUUGUCAAAUGCUAUGCACUUAACUUGGCCUUCAUUUCUUCACAUCUUCGUCCAAAGCACAAGAAACGGAUCAGCUCCUCGUACAAGAACGCUCAAUUAAAACAUCAUUCACAAACACUACCUUUACACACUGCGAAAAUACCAGUUUCUUCAUUUUUUUUUUAGUCUUAUUUUGUUUCUUUUGUUCAAAAAUCUGAACAUAUUUAAAUUAAGACACAUUUACUUGAGAAGCAAAACGACUUAAAAAGUAAAGUCUUGGUUUCUGAUCGGAAAAAUGAUGAAGAUAAUGAACUUUUUUUCUAGUUUGAAGCAUGAAAUCAUUUUCAAGAAAACACAACUUGAUAUAUUAAGUACUUUUGCGCUGUGAACAAAACAUCAGAACUGAUCUGAGAUCAGUAAACAUCCCUUUAUUUUCUAGCUGGAGCGUGUUACAUUACUGCUAAUGGCAGCUUUCACAAGUAACGUGCUUUUAUCUGUCUAUAACUUCUGUGAGUGGUACAGUAGGUAAUGCAACUAACAACGCGUCACUAAAAUGUGGUUUUAAAAUAAUAACAAACUUAAAAACUAUCUAUGAGCUGUUGUUGUGCCACAGUAAGAGUGAAGCCAGUGUGUGUAGUGUGUGUUGGUUCAUGCGAGUGUGUGUUUGUGGUGUUAACUAUUACAAUAUUCACGGCACAAGAUUCAGCGUGUUUCCACCCAUUGCAGCUUGAAAUGCUUGAAAUGCUGAUGAAUUAUUAAUAUACAGUGAUUGUUACAUAAUUAAUCUGUUGAACUCCUAAUAUCAUUAUUAAUUCAAUUUCAAACUGAAAGAGUGAAUCUCACAAACAUGUCAUAUUUCACCACAAAAAUCAGAAGAAAAAAAUAUGAAAAUAUAUGUUGCUUCAAGAAAACCCGCCCAAAUUUAGGACUCUGCUUUGUGGCAUUACUGGACUAAUAUUUAUUACAGAUUAUAUAAGUUUUAGUUGCAUUAAGUCUAUUAUAGUUGCAUUUGUUUGCAAUUUAGUUAAUUUUUGCAUUACAGCCAUUUUUAGUAAAAUAUAUACAGUAUAUUUAAUUGUUUCUUUUGAUUUUUGAGCUAAUAUAUGACCUGGAUGUGAGGCUCUUUCUUAAGUCAUGUUUUCUGGAAUGACAGCAUCAUUUUUUUUUUCUGUGGUUAAAAGUAUUAAGAACAACAGAGUAUUAAAGUAACGAUGGGUCAGUUCGGUUUGUAUUUGUUCCUGCUUCUUACAGAGAUGUUUAGCAAUAGUUUUGAAGUGUGUGUUUUUAGUGUGUGUGUGUGCAUUAAAUGCAUCUCUCCUUUUUAUGCCCAUAUUUGUAGAUUUCUUUUUAUUUUAGUUCAUGUUGGUCAUCAGUACCGCACUACUGGACAAAUAUCCUCACAUGAAUGAUUUUCCUAUAGCAGAUAUGUUCUUACUAUGUUUUAUGUAGUUGUUCAAAUUGCAUUUAAUUAAUAUCUUUGUGAUCUAAAUAUGAAGACCCAUACUGUGGCUGUCAUAACAGCUGCAAGUAAUACUUUGAGUAUUUCAGUUUGUCCAGUGGGUUUUACAGCCUUGUCGAGGCUUUGGUCAUUCCUCAUUGGAUCGAUGAGCUUUGGUCAUUCCUCGAGCAUGGCCCCUAAAGCUUAGAGACCUUCUAGAAAAGCCCCCCGUAGAUGUUGAGCCUAUAAAGAGAAAAACCCACGCUGAACUACUUCAAAUAUCUGUGCUGUUGUUACACUUGCUGUCCGUGUUUUACGCAUGCAUGAUGGCAAAUACACAAACACUUGCAGAAACCUUCACACGAAGUGUUUUGAGUUACAACAAAUAAAUAAAUGCAAUGAUUUCGGAGUCCAGGUUACAUUUUGAUAUGGAUAUGCAUUGAAUGGAAAAAUGAGGGGCAAAAAGAGUGUCACUGCCAAAGAGUGUCAGCUGUUACAUUUUUGUGUGUGUGUGUGUUUUUUUGUGCAUGGAAAAUGAUUUUCAGUAUUUAUGGAGCAGUCUGGAAUGGGAAUGGGAAGUACCAAGUUUUCUGACUGAUUCAUUUCGAUAUUAAAGAGCGUUUCCAAUCGUUUCACUUGAACAUGGACGGUCUCUUUCUGCGUGUGUCGUGUGGAGUCUGGUCUUUGUCCUCGUACCUCUGUAUCUGCACCUGUGUUGAGUUGUCAUGUGAAAGAUCAACAACAUGAAGAGGAUUCCAGCAUUCUGAUUGGUCGACUAAUUCUCGCAAUGGCCAAUCAGAAUGCCGUUCGUCCGCUUCAGAUAUUUCUUCUCAAUGUAAUCAGUCGGAGAGAUAAAAUGCCUGAUAUCCACAAGCUUCGGCUUCAAACCCAGAGUUAACCUUCUGUGUAAAGUAAAUCACUGGUUCAUAUUUAGUCGUGGAAGAUGGAGAAGCCGAGCUUGUGGAUGGGAUAAGUAUUUUUGCACAUGCAUUUAUUAUCUUUUAGCAGUCUUCAGCUCUGCCUUUUUGCCUUUAGACAAAAAUGCUUGUACAUAUCCAAAGUGCUUGUAAUAUGAACUCAUGUCCCUUUAUUGUGUUCUUUUUUUAUUUGACAUGUUUUUGUAGUACUGCUUUUUCAUAAUUGAGUUGUCAAUCAAUAGAUGUGGUAUGGACAGUGGAAGUGUUACUUGUAUUCUUUUUUUUAUUUAAUAAACACCUGAUUUGUAAAUUC
Messenger RNA from Carassius auratus (goldfish), 6867 nucleotides. Its product is annotated as phosphofurin acidic cluster sorting protein 1-like. NCBI's taxonomy places the organism in Eukaryota, Metazoa, Chordata, Actinopteri, Cypriniformes, Cyprinidae. Gene Ontology annotation, molecular function: transmembrane transporter binding. Bases 265 to 3069 code for a protein of 934 amino acids. Gene Ontology annotation, biological process: protein localization to plasma membrane. The record is from RefSeq and is a predicted model, not a curated record. The transcript has 23 exons.